This is a messenger RNA of Ilyonectria robusta, 1711 nucleotides long. RefSeq lists its product as uncharacterized. Bases 249 to 1511 code for a protein of 420 amino acids. Lineage: Eukaryota; Fungi; Ascomycota; Sordariomycetes; Hypocreales; Nectriaceae. The transcript has 3 exons. Gene Ontology annotation, cellular component: nucleus; cytosol. The record is from RefSeq and is a predicted model, not a curated record. Gene Ontology annotation, biological process: membrane fusion; Golgi organization; nuclear membrane reassembly. Gene Ontology annotation, molecular function: ubiquitin binding.
CUGGAGCUUGGCUGACGAGGCGACGAGCUGCCUGACAGUGCAGCUGGCCUCUGACCUCCAACAAACUUCACCGUCACACCAACACCUUUUCACAAUCUCACAGCUCCUUGCAACCAGCGUGGGCAGGAAUUCUUCUAUCUUUUCGCCUGCGACUGACUCUGCGCUUGACUGCGUCCAGAUUCUGGCCUCUUGUAAACUUCCAUUUUCCCGGUUUCCUCUCCAGAUACCCCGCCUCCCGCUUGCUCAAGAUGGCCGACACAGAAGAUCCCGAGGCCAAGGUCCGCCAGUUCUCUGCCAUGUGCAAUUCGAGCGCAGAGGAGGCCACCCAGUACCUCGAAGCUCACAACUGGGACAUUUCCGCUGCCUGUACCGCCUGGUUCGAGGAUGCUGAGGAGGAGCCCGCAGUCGCCGCACGUACCUCUCAGUCUCAGGCCGCGAGUGACAACUACACUGGUCCCCGAACUCUAGAUGGCCGACCAGCCCCCGAAGCUAGCUCCAGCAGUAGCCGAGCGGCGCGCAAGCCAGCGACACAGCAAAAGAAGAAGGGCAUUGCCACCCUUGGAUCGCUUGGAGGCGGAUCGCAUCAUCACGACGAUGACGAUGACGACGAUGAUGAUUUCGAUGGCGACGACGAUGAUGAUGGACGAGGAAACCUCUUUGCGGGUGGUGAGAAGUCGGGCUUGGCGGUGCAGGACCCCAACAACAAGCCGCAAGAUGGCGGUCCUAAGAAAAUCAUCAGCGACAUCCUAGCCAAGGCCAGAGCCAACGCCACGCGCCAGGAUACCGAUCCCGAAGCGGGUCCUUCAGAGCCAUCACGCUUCCGCGGCUCUGGUAUGACCCUGGGUGGUGAUGGUGUCGAAAGUCGAAGCAUCCCUGAUCCUCUGGGCGCUGCUCGGCCUAGCAAUGCUCCAACUCAGGAGCGUGUGCUUCACAUUUGGCAGGAUGGAUUCAGCAUCGACGACGGAGAGCUUCGCCGUUUCGACGACCCGGCCAACCAGGUCGACCUCCAGAUGAUCCGGUCCGGUCGCGCGCCGCUGCAUCUCAUGAACGUGCAACAUGACCAACCUGUGGACGUGAAGCUCCAUCAGCACGAUACUCCCUAUACCCCCCAGCCCAGACAAUACCGGCCCUUUGGAGGUUCCGGCCGUCGUCUAGGAAGCCCUGUCCCUGGUGACGGAAACGAAACCAGCUCUCUGGACGCCGCAGUGUCCACUUCAACGCUCGCGGCGACUUCCAGCUCCGGUGCGGCUCCUACCGUGGACAGCUCCCAGCCAACCAUCAUGAUCCGCAUACAGAUGCCUGAUGGAACUCGGCUGCCUGCUCGAUUCAACACUAACCACACCAUUGACGACGUGUACGGCUUCGUUCAGGGGGCAUCGGCCGACACUCGGACCCGGCCGUGGGUGCUGGCCACGACAUUCCCCAACAAGGAGCACAGCGAUCGUAGUCUGGUCCUGGGAGAGAUGGCGGAGUUCAAGAAGGGCGGUACGGCUGUGGUCAAGUGGGCAUGAGUAGGCCCCGGUUCAUGGAUUGGCGUCAAGAGGACGGACAGGGGCUCAACGCCUCCAAAGUCUAGGAGUGAAUUUGAUAGAAUGGAGACAGACUGCCAGUGGCUAGCUGCUCCCGUACGCAUGACAAAAUCACGAUAGAUGGUUCGCAAGGACUACAUCGUCCUUUAACACUACGUUCUAUGAAGGUGAUUCAAGUUCUG